AUUUAGUUUACAAAUUGAUUGUAUGUAAAAAAAAGAAAACAUGAUUAAUAGGCUAGAUCAAGGAAAAGGGAAAAAAAACCUGAGGGAUAGCUUGUAAAGAGGAUAAUCCCACAUUUACAUUUAAAAAGAACAGAGUGGCUGCAUCUAUGCCCAUCAUAUCUCAUGCUGUAGUGCAAUAAGAUGGGUACAAUUAGUUUUUAAGGUUAGGGACAAGCCAAUUCAAACAAUCAGUGCUUUUAGAUCUGCAUAGAUUGGCGUAGAUAUGGCCUAUACUUAUUUAUAUAUAUAGUUGAAGGUGUUAAUACAGGUGGCGCAUUAAAUAUUGUUUGCCUUCAGAUACAACAACUAAAUGCUUAUUGUUGUGUUUUCAAUUACUUACAAUUGCAGUUAUGUGGACAAACUGUAAAUAUACUGCAAAUAUUGUUAGGCUAGUCAAAGAGGUGGUAGGAUAUUACUCUCUGUGGACAUAAUGACUUCAGUGGAAUAGUCUACCACCAGUGACCUAAUAUUAGAAAAGCAACAAAUGAAAAUAGCACUUUGAAUUCAAAAAUUAUAUUGUAAUUAAAGUAUGUAUGUAAAACACUCAGUUUAAUUAGGAUAUAUAGUAGUUAAGAAUUUUAAAUCCCAGUUAAGAGAUACAGUAGUUGAGGUGAAAAUAAAAAGAAAGAAUUAAUAUAAAAAACUAAAUCAGUAAUGUUUGCAAUUUUGAAAUUACUUAAAAAACACAAGUAAAUACAGAAUGCCAAGUUAAUUUUUACUUACGGUUUACUUACAAUAAAAAAUAUAUAAAAAGUUUAAUGUAUGGAAUCUGAUUUUACAAAAUUUAAAAAGAGGAGGAGUUAUGACAUUAAGUGAGAACUAAACCUUAACAACUUGAAGAAAUUCAUGUUUUUUAUAUUUGGAGAAAGUUGAAAAUUAUAAAUUGUCUUUUCACAUUUAAUAUUAAUUGUAGAUUGAUACUACAAAUAUUGGUGCAUUAACUAAUUCAGAACUUGACAGCUUGGGAGUAGUGGCGAUGGGCGAUAAGCAUACACUUCGUAGCAAAUGUAGACCAACAGGAACCUUAUUAUCGCAGCUCAUAUCUGGGCAGGAAGGUAUGAAAAACCAAGGCUUUCGUGGGAAAAAAAGAAAACCUACGGGCAGCAAAAAGUUUGUGUGUUUGGCCGGACCAUCUAUGAAAUAUGCACCAACAAUGGCUGAAAAGCAAAUUUUGUCUGAAGCUGGUCUGGGUGAAAAGAAUUUAAGUAUAAAAGAUUCAAACCUUUCACCCAGUCAGUUGAAAGAUAUUGUGUUGGAAUUGUUCCCAAAGCUGGAAGAAGCUGGAGGAUAUGAACUCCUUUAUUGCUCCGGAAACAAUCGGGUUCUGUUACCGAUAAAUGGACCAUACACCCCAAGGAAUAUUAAAGAAAGAACCGGACAAGGACGUAUUUAUAUUCGGCCUAUCCAGAAUGAACUGAAUAUAGAUUCGCAACUGUAAGUACAAACAUAACAAUUGCAUUUGGUUUUGUCAGAAAAUUAUUACAGAAUG
Anneissia japonica is the source of this 1528-nucleotide messenger RNA. RefSeq lists its product as uncharacterized. The coding region runs from base 1016 to 1477 and encodes 153 amino acids. The record is from RefSeq and is a predicted model, not a curated record. Lineage: Eukaryota; Metazoa; Echinodermata; Crinoidea; Comatulida; Comatulidae. The transcript has 2 exons.